Tinamus guttatus (white-throated tinamou) is the source of this 3289-nucleotide messenger RNA. It is a transcript of the gene LPIN2, whose product is annotated as lipin 2. Gene Ontology annotation, biological process: triglyceride biosynthetic process; cellular response to insulin stimulus; positive regulation of transcription by RNA polymerase II. NCBI's taxonomy places the organism in Eukaryota, Metazoa, Chordata, Aves, Tinamiformes, Tinamidae. The record is from RefSeq and is a predicted model, not a curated record. Gene Ontology annotation, molecular function: transcription coactivator activity; phosphatidate phosphatase activity. Gene Ontology annotation, cellular component: cytosol; endoplasmic reticulum membrane; nucleus.
UUGCUGGGGUUUGAGAUGCAUUUCUCAGAGAAGCAUGUUUUCGAAGAUGACUUCACUGGAAGUGUUGUUGCUGCUCAUGAAAGGAUUCCUUCUGGAAUCUUGUCUCAGACUAUGAAUUACGUGGGACAGCUUGCAGGUCAGGUGCUGGUUACUGUGAAGGAGCUGUACAAAGGCAUCAAUCAGGCCACUCUUUCGGGAUGCAUCGAUGUCAUUGUGGUUCGGCAGCAGGAUGGUACCUACCAGUGUUCUCCUUUCCAUGUCCGCUUUGGGAAGCUUGGAGUCUUGCGCUCAAAGGAAAAAGUGAUUGAUAUAGAAAUUAAUGGUGAUGCUGUUGAUCUUCAUAUGAAACUGGGUGACAAUGGAGAAGCUUUCUUUGUACAAGAAACCGAAGAGGAAAAUGAAAAAGUUCCUGCAUAUUUGGCCACUUCUCCAAUACCCACUGAAGACCAGUUCUUUAAAGAGAGUGACAAUCAUUUGAAAUCGGGUGAAAAUGAGAGGACAUGUCCCAGCUCAGAAGUUCCACAUGCUGCUGAAACAGAGACUGUAUUCACCCCAGGUUCUGUGAAAAAGAAAAAAAGAAGAAGAAAGAAAUACAAACAAGAUAGCAGGAAGGAAGAUCAAAUCUCUUCUGCUGGAACAGAAGAAAUUUUUGAAAUGGAAAUAAGCUCAGAUGAUGAGAAAGGUGCUCAGCCACUAAGAGGAUCCUCAAAUUCGUCACCAAAGGGUGAAGAACAGAAAGACACUUUGAUUUAUCACUCAAAGGAUCAUUACCCCUUAUCUGAUGGAGACUGGUCCCCUCUGGAGAACCCUUUCUCUGAGCCAGUCUGCCCUAAAAGUGAUUCAGAGCUAGAAGUUAAACCUGCUGAGAGCUUGCUUAGAUCUGAAUCUCAUAUGGAAUGGACAUGGGGAGGAUUCCCAGAAUCAACCAAGAUAAGCAAGAAGGAAAAACUUGAGCAUCCCAGAACAGCUACCAUUACCCCAUCAGAAAAGACUCAUUUUAGGGUCAUCCUCAGCUCUGAUGAAGUUGAAGACGAUGAUGUGGUGAAAGAGUCAGUCUGCACAGUCCUCAAACCUGAACCAAGAACUCAUCCUCUGCUUAAGCAGAUGAAUGUUAAAGAUUCUGUUGCUUCUGCUGUCACAGAACCACAAGAUUCAUUACCAUUAGAUGCUGAUCAUCAUUCCAGACUGGUGGAUCCAUCAGCAGAAACAAAGCCACCAGCAAAAAUUGACUCCCCUUCGAAAAAGAAAGGGGUACACAAGCGAAGUCAUCAUCAGGGGCCUGAUGAUAUCUACUUGGAUGACCUAAAGGCUUUGGAGCCUGAAGUUGCAGCACUUUACUUUCCCAAAAGUGAUUCUGACCCAGGCUUCAGGCAGUGGACGGAGUCUGAUACCCUUUCUGGUUCCCAGUCACCACAAUCCGUAGGAAGUGCUGCUGCUGAUAGUGGCACAGAGUGCUUGUCAGAUUCUGCUAUGGACUUGCCUGAUGUCACACUGUCGCUCUGUGGUGGUCUUAAUGAAAAUGGAGAGAUUUCUAAAGAAAAAUUCAUGGAACAUAUUAUUACCUAUCAUGAAUUUGCCGAAAAUCCAGGACUCAUAGACAAUCCUAAUCUGGUAAUAAGGAUUUAUAACAGGUAUUAUAAUUGGGCAUUGGCUGCUCCAAUGAUUUUGAGUUUGCAGGUGUUUCAGAAAAGUUUGCCCAAGGCUACAGUUGAGUCUUGGGUCAAAGAAAAAAUGCCAAAGAAGUCUGGAAGGUGGUGGUUCUGGCGCAAGAGAGAGAGCAUGACUAAACAGAUACCAGAGGCAAAGGAGGGGAAAUCUGAGACGCAGAGAGCAAAUGAGCUGCCAGCAACUAUAAAAGAGCAAGUUAAUAGUAGACCUGCAGAGGAUGAUUCUUCUAGUGAUGAAGCGUCACAAGAAUUGAAAGAAUCCCUGAAAAUAGACUCUGUCCCAGUGGAGCUUCCAACCCAUGGGAACACUCCAUCUUAUAAGAAGUCGCUCAGACUAUCUUCAGACCAAAUAGCAAAGCUGAAGCUCAGAGACGGCCCUAAUGAUGUGGUAUUUAGCAUUACAACUCAGUAUCAAGGGACUUGUCGGUGUGCAGGAACAAUAUAUCUUUGGAACUGGAAUGACAAAAUCAUCAUAUCGGACAUUGAUGGAACAAUAACCAAGUCUGAUGCUUUAGGGCAGAUCCUCCCACAGCUUGGCAAGGACUGGACUCAUCAGGGCAUUGCCAAACUUUAUCAUUCUAUAAAUGAAAACGGCUACAAGUUUCUGUACUGUUCUGCUCGUGCCAUUGGAAUGGCAGAUAUGACCAGAGGGUACCUGCACUGGGUGAAUGACAAAGGAACGAUUCUCCCGAGGGGUCCUCUCAUGUUGUCUCCCAGCAGUUUGUUCUCUGCCUUUCAUAGGGAAGUAAUAGAAAAGAAGCCUGAAAAGUUCAAAAUCGAAUGUUUGAAUGAUAUCAAGAAUUUGUUUGCUCCUAGUAAACAACCUUUCUAUGCUGCUUUUGGAAACAGGCCCAAUGAUGUGUAUGCCUACAUGCAAGUGGGAGUUCCAGACUGUAGGAUAUUUACUGUGAACCCAAAGGGUGAACUGAUCCAGGAACGGACCAAGGGAAACAAAUCCUCGUAUUUCAGACUAAGUGAGCUUGUGGAACAUGUGUUCCCAUUGCUUAAUAAAGAACAGAGUUCUGCCUUUCCGUGCCCAGAAUUCAGCUCCUUCUGCUACUGGAGAGAGCCUCUUCCUGACCUGAACAUGGAAGACCUCGUCUGAAAAGCACUCCUCUCCUAGAAGUGGGAUUUCAUGUCAGCUAUUCAACUUCAGUUUAAAUGUGAAGAACUUCCUUAACAAAGAUGCUAAUUUAUAUACUGGGUACCAUAAGUGUUACUAAAGAAAUCACUUUAACUGUCAGUUUGAGACAAAGAAAAUGCAAAGCUGCUAUUUUUUUUUUCUUGACGUGGUUUUGUGGGUUUCUUGUUUUGCUUGGUUUUCCUGCCGCGCUUGUCUGUGCGUAACUGUUCUGAGGCGCGUGGGAUCGGCCUGUCCGUGCUGACAGUGGCACCCAAGUGUUUCAUGACAAUUAAAUGCUGAGGUAAACUAUGACUUUGCAUUUUCAUCAGUACAGACCUUAUGGUAAGCAUAGACUUUUGUAUUAGUCUUAAUAGUUUAUUUUUUAAAAAGAAGCCAAAAAGGAUAUAGAAACUGCCAAAUAUAAUGUCAGACUUAUUAAUAAAAGCACGGUCUAAUGUUCAGGUGGAUAAUUAGGCCAUUUAUAAAGGAGCCAGAAGCU